Messenger RNA from Gaeumannomyces tritici R3-111a-1, 1084 nucleotides. RefSeq lists its product as hypothetical. The transcript has a single exon. NCBI's taxonomy places the organism in Eukaryota, Fungi, Ascomycota, Sordariomycetes, Magnaporthales, Magnaporthaceae. The coding region runs from base 135 to 620 and encodes 161 amino acids. The record is from RefSeq and is a predicted model, not a curated record.
UGUUGCCCUCCUGGACAGACUCAAGGCAAUAUCACUACCUGAUCUCCUCACUCGCUCAUAACCAACAAGAUAUUUCAACACAGCAAACCAACUUCUACACAUCUUUCUCCCCAAACCAAAACACACCCGCCACAAUGCACGCCCCCACCGCCGCCGCCGCCCUCGUCGCCGCCCUCGCCGCGCCCCUCGCCGCCGCCACGGGCACGGGCUCGACCCCGGUCGCGCGCGUGCUAAACAAGUGCUCGUUCCCCGUGACCGUCUGGGCCGUCGGGUCCUCGGUGUCGCCCGGCUACACGCUCGGCGCGGGCGGCGGCACCUUCGCCGAGGGGUUCGCGCGCGACCCCCAGACGGGCGGGCGGGCGCUCAAGGUGACGCGCGCGCCCGACGGGCUCUUCAACGGCAGCCCGCAGCUCAUCUUCGCCUACAACCUGGACGCGCCAAACGUGUGGUAUGACCUCAGCAGCGUCUUCGGCAACGCGCUCCAGGGCAGCAACCUCGUCGUCGCGAGCGACGAGGCGUCCUGCCCCAAGAUCCAGUGGCCGCAGGGCAGCCCGCCCGCCGGCAGCCAGGUCAAGGUGUGCACGGCGUCGCGGAGCGUGACUCUGACGCUGUGCGCGUAAGGGGGACGGGUGGGAGAUAUAUAUAUGUGUGUGUGUGUGUGAGUGAGGUUGGAGUUGGUGUUUGGUAUUUGUGUUCACACGCUCCUUAACGAUGUUCUAUGAGAGAUGCCAGAUAAAAGGGGACGGCUGGCCUACACUUGGUACUUUUAACAGCUUAAACAUAAUGCAACGUCUUGCCCUCCAAGGCCUCCCAACACUGAACCACUUGCACCACGACUGGGUUUAAGGCCGGCGACGGAAUCCAAGAUGCAGGGUUAACAGAGCGCGGAGUUGGUAGUUGGUCGGUGGAUAUAGUGUAAAUUAGUAGCCGAGGGUGGCAUGAUACACAAGCAUGAGCAAAUGUAUGUGAGUGUCUUACUUCACUGUCGGACUUGCCCCGAUCAAAAACCAUGACCCCGCCGAAGAUCAUGCAUUCUGCCCAAUAUCCGACAGGGCCCGCUUUGCCCGGUGGUGUUUCAGCACCG